AUGGAACUCGUCUCUCAGUUUACCGAAGAUGCUGUUGCCAAGGAGGACCGUGUCUGUGGUCGACCUGCUUGCCGCAGCACAAUACUCAAAGGCGCUCCAUGCUAUUAUGUUGCCACCAUUGUGCCUGGCCAACCUGGUCGCUUCGUUUGUGAAGCAUGUUACUUGCGAUACUCACAGAAGCUUUCAACUUCGGUCCGACCCUCUUCAGUCCGCCCUUCUUCCGCACAAUCACAGUUACUUCCAAAUCCUCAUAUCAUACGCCAGACCGUGAAUGCAGCACAACGCAAGUCAACUAUCAAUCCACCCCGUGUAGUACCCUUCUUGUCUCAGCCCUCCAGUAGCACUGCGCACAUAGGCCGCAUUUCAGGCCCAGAUAUCGCUGUGCCUCUAUCAUGGCAACAAUCGCCGGCUAGUUCCAACCCGAACAUGGUAUCUGGUGCUGCAGGGUAUUCUGUGCACCAUGCUCAGUAUGGUCUGGAGCGUGAACGAUGGGCUAAAUUGGCAUAUGCUCCGCCCCCUGCAGAGACCAUCACAUUAGAGAUAUCAGCUGUAUACGAGGGAAAUUCACGGAAGAAAAGUGGGCGCGGCAUUAACUUUGGGAAUAUUUGUGAAGGAAAGAAGGACAUCGAUGCUCGCUUGGACGCCCCUGGGCUUAUACAAAUCGCUUUAGAUACUAUUCUACCGAAAAUCCUCACAUUUGGAAGGGGAUUUCCUUGGCGCACAGAAGAAUUUGUUGUCCGGGAUGCUACCUGGGUUGACCUAUCCGGACAUUUGCCUGCCAUUCCGUACUUCUUAGCUCAGUGCUUAGUCCAAUCUCGACGCGGACCAAAGACGACAACUUUCAAGACCAAGCAAUUCUUACUCAUGGUUGUUGUGCCUGCAGCGCAGUGGAGUGAGUAUGAGGCAUGGCUGGAUAAAACUGAAGAAGAAAUUUCUCAGAAUAUCUUGCGUGAACAGCUCCAACGACACAGAUCUAUCAUUACUGUUACUGAAGAACGAGACCCUCGAACUUCCGGCACCAACUCAGAUGACCCAUGGGCCGCACAACAAGAGGAUGAAGACCCAUUUGGUCUUGACUUCGAAGGACCAGAUGCCUUAUCUACUGUGGGACGUAAUUCCACUGUUACUGACAGCUCAGCACAUAAUCCGACACGUCCAUCAGCAAAGCGGGCUCAUGUUCGCAGAGAGAGCGACUCCACAAAUAGUACUGUGUCACCUCCUCGCAAGAAGCCAGCACCUGGUGUAUUCCACCUUCCUGACCGUAAUGAUUUGAAAGAGGCCUUGAAAAGUGGAGGUAGUGUAGAUGCUGUGCGUGCACCUAAAGUUUAUGACUUCCGCAAUGAGGACAUUCAAUUCCAUCCAAUCCCUGUGCGCCCACUAGCCGAUAUCUUGAAGACUCCUCACAUGAUCGGUAUCGGUGCCUUUAAGACAGCUCAUCCAGGGUGGCUCACGCUAUCUCCCCUAUCCUCCAGUGGCCUUGGGUCGCGUGCUCAGCAGGAUGUUGUUGUCAAGCGGCCAUUUCACAGACCUCCCCCUCACACCCCUGGAUCCAGCAUCCUCAAGAUUUCACGUUACGCACUACCAGAUGAGCAUGAAAAACUCCUCAAUGAAUGUAACUUGUUGUACUGGGCAAAAUCUCUCCUUGACUUCACUUACGAAUACAUCGAUCACUGUAUCAAUGCCGCACCAACUCUGCCAUCUUUUCCAAUACCCCGUGUGCGUUUCGUGGAAGCGGGCAUUGCUUUGGCGUUUUCUCGACACUCGUCAAACACUCAGGGCACCUCCGAACAAGCUCCCAUGGCAGACAUUAAGGCGGGGAUGUUUUCGGCGACAUUCGUGAAGUUCAUCCACAACAAGGACUACGGACCUUCACUUGAUGAGGAUGAAUACGGCUAUGACCUAGCCGUCUUUCUCUCGUUUACUCAGCACAUCCAGUAUGAAAAGACAGAGGGUCUGGCGUUCAUUUCUGAUUAUCAAGGCAGCACCGAGCUUCUGACUGAUCCUCAGAUUUUGACCCACCGCUCAGUCAAUGAAGGAAUUGAUCUUUUCGGUGACGGGAACAUUGCAAGUGUGGUGGACGACUUUAAGGCAAGGCACCUCUGUAACCACUAUUGCAAGUGGCCAGGAUUUGAGUUGGAAGUAUAUGCUUAG
Suillus subalutaceus is the source of this 2151-nucleotide messenger RNA. RefSeq lists its product as uncharacterized. The coding region runs from base 1 to 2151 and encodes 716 amino acids. Gene Ontology annotation, molecular function: protein serine/threonine kinase activity; ATP binding. The record is from RefSeq and is a predicted model, not a curated record. Lineage: Eukaryota; Fungi; Basidiomycota; Agaricomycetes; Boletales; Suillaceae. Gene Ontology annotation, biological process: protein phosphorylation. The transcript has 9 exons.